UAAAAUCGGGACGGAACUACUUUCGCGGAAGGGGAGUACAAAUUCGACUGCUGUUGCGGCGGCGACGCAGACGAACGAAGAAGACGUAUGUGAUUGGCACUGUACAUAGCCUAUGAAACGGAAAAGCUGAUUCAGGAGUUCUUAGCGAUUAGUCCCUGAUUGGGAAACGCCACCAACGUAACCCGUGGGGCGGAGCAUCGGACGGUGUCGGCCCCAGGCUAAUACAGUACUCGAUUUUGGGGCCUGGGAAAGGCGGAGGUAGUGCUUGGAGGCACGUAGUGCACUUUUUCUGGUUCGCAUGUGACAAGGUCGAUUCUGAACAAGAACCAUGGCAUCUGAAUUUGAGAACCUAAAUCCGAGUGCCAGGAUAAUGACGUUCCACCCAACUGUGGAAGAAUUCAAAAACUUCAGCCGUUACAUUGCAUACAUAGAGUCCCAGGGAGCUCAUAGAGCUGGACUGGCAAAGGUUGUUCCUCCAAAGGAAUGGAAGCCACGCAAAUGGUAUGAUGAUAUUGAUGAUUUGAUCAUCCCUGCUCCCAUUCAGCAAGUGGUCACAGGCCAAUCUGGCCUCUUCACACAGUAUAACAUCCAGAAGAAAGCUAUGUCAGUUCGGGAGUUCAGGAGGAUAGCAAAUAGUGAUAAAUACUGCACACCUCGGUAUACUGACUUUGAAGAUCUUGAACGCAAGUACUGGAAGAACCUCACAUUCAAUGCUCCAAUCUAUGGUGCAGAUGUUAAUGGCACACUCUAUGACAAGCAUAUAGAUGAGUGGAAUAUUGGCCGUCUGAAUACAAUUCUCGAUAUAGUAGAGAAUGAAAGUGGCAUUACCAUUGAGGGUGUGAAUACACCUUAUCUCUACUUUGGGAUGUGGAAGACAUCCUUUGCCUGGCACACGGAGGACAUGGACCUCUACAGUAUCAACUACCUGCAUUUUGGGGAACCCAAGUCAUGGUACUCCAUUCCUCCAGAGCAUGGGAAGCGACUGGAGCGUCUUGCUAAAGGAUUCUUUCCUGGAAGUGCCCAGAGCUGUGAAGCUUUCCUGCGCCACAAGAUGACCCUGAUCUCUCCAUCGAUAUUGAAGAAAUAUGGUAUUCCAUUUGACAAGGUGACCCAAGAAGCAGGUGAAUUCAUGAUAACCUUUCCUUAUGGAUACCAUGCUGGCUUUAAUCACGGCUUCAACUGUGCUGAAUCUACUAAUUUUGCUACACUCCGAUGGAUUGAAUAUGGAAAGCAAUCUGUACUGUGCUCAUGCCGAAAGGACAUGGUCAAAAUCUCCAUGGAUGUUUUUGUGAGGAAAUACCAGCCAGAUCGUUACAAGCUCUGGAAAGUAGGGAAAGAUGUGGCAGUCAUUGAUCACACUCUUCCAACACCAGAGGCAGCUGAGUUCUUCAAGGGAGAGCUUCUCCAGAAAGUUAAGAAUGAGAAACAAUGUCCUGAGGAAACUGAACCAGAAGAAGAAUGCAAAGCAGAUGGUGAUAUAGAGAAAAAGAGUGUGCCCAAGCACCGCAUUGGAACUAAGCGGCACCGGGUCUGCUUGGAGGUUCCUCAUGAGGUGAGCCAAAGUGAGUCCUUCCUCAAGGAAGAGCUGGGUCCAGCACGGUUUGAAAUGGAAGUUGCAGAAUCUCCUGUUGGACCUGCUAGAGAGCCAAUACAACAAGGGGACCAAGGGCUUGCACCCCCAGAAUAUGCAGAUUCCUCAGAAGUAAAAUUUGAAGAACUGAAAAAUGUCAAACUAGAGGAGGAGGAGGAAGAGCCAGAAGCAGCUGUUUUGGAUCUUUCCAUCUCUCAUUCUGUGACUUCAGUCUUGACCCAGUCAGCCAUGAAACAGAGUUCAGUCUCCAGCCAUCAGUCUGGCUCUUCAUUCUGUUCAAGUUCUUCAGAUUCUGAAUCUUCUCACCUCUCCAGGCAGGCUCUUGAACAAGCUGAGGUGCUCACAGUGCACAGUUAUGCGAAAGAAGACGCCAGUGACAUGGAUGAUGAGCGGCCCUCUGGAAAGAAAGCCAGUGCUACAGCCAGUGUGAAUGAACAGGAACUUGCAAAAAUGGCGAAGGAGUACAUAAGAUCAGUAAAAGAUCGUAAGAAAUCCAAAGGACGUCGCCAGCCCCUGAGCAAACUCCCACGUCAUCAUCCGCUUCUGGUUAAAGAUGGCCUCAGUGAUGAUGAGAUGUCAGAGCAGCUGGCACCAGAUGAAGAAACUGAGGAGAUGGAGGCAUGGGCAAAGCCACUCAGCCAGCUGUGGCAGAAUCGCCCUCUAAACUUUGAGGCAGAAAAGGAGUACAACACAGCUAUGGCUCAGCAAGCCCCCUACUGUGCAGUCUGCAUGCUCUUCCAAACUUACCAGGCAGAUUGUGGAGGCCAGAGCUCUCAGGCAGGUCCAUGUGCUGCUGAUGGAAAGAUGAGAACUAAGCCCCUGAUUCCUGAGAUGUGUUUUACUACCACUGGUUGCAGCACAGAUGUCAGCCUCUCCACCCCUUACUUGGAGGAAGAUGGCACCAGUCUUCUGGUCACCUGCAAGCUCUGUCAAGUCUGUGUACAUGCCAGUUGUUAUGGAGUAGCUCCUGAGAAAGCAGCUGAGGACUGGAAGUGCUCUAGAUGUAAAGCUAAUGCUUUAGAAGAGGAUUGCUGUUUGUGCUCUCUUCGAGGGGGUGCCCUUCAAAAAGCCAAUGACAACAAGUGGGUCCAUGUUAUGUGUGCUGUGGCAGUUCUGGAGGCUAAAUUUGUGAACAUUGCUGAGCGUAGUCCAGUGGAUGUCAGUAAAAUACCGCUGCAGCGCUUCCGUCUGAAAUGUGUUUUUUGCAAAAAGAGGCGGAAGAGAAUUGCUGGCUGUUGUGUGCAGUGUUCUCAUGGUCGCUGCCCUACAUCGUUCCAUGUCAGCUGUGCUCAGGCAGCUGGAGUCAUGAUGCAACCAGAUGAUUGGCCUUUUGUGGUCUUCAUUACUUGCUUCAGGCAUAAGAUCCCAUCCCAGGCAGAGCGAGCCAAGGCUGCUCUACAGGAUCUUACUGUGGGGCAAGCAGUGAUCAGCAAGCACAAGAAUGGGCGUUUCUAUCAAUGUGAAGUGGUUAAUCUGACCAAGGAAACCUUUUAUGAGGUCAACUUUGAUGAUGGCUCCUUCAGUGAUAACCUAUACCCUGAAGACAUUGUGAGUCGAGAUUGCCUCCAGCUAGGUCCCCCAGCUGGGGGGGAAGUUGUUCAAGUGAGAUGGACAGAUGGUCAGGUCUAUGGAGCUACGUUUGUGGCCUCACAUGUUAUUCAGAUGUACCAGGUGGAAUUUGAAGAUGGAUCCCAGCUGAUGGCAAAGAGGGAUGAUGUGUAUACUCUUAAUGAAGAACUUCCCAAGAGGGUCAAGUCAAGGCUGUCUGUUGCCUCUGACAUGCGCUUCACAGAGAUCUUCACAGAGAAGGAGGUCAAACAAGAGAGAAAAAGACAGAGGGUCAUCAACUCACGCUACCGUGAAGAUUACAUCGAGCCUGCACUGUACCGGGCUAUUAUGGAGUAGCAGCUGGCUACAGAUUUGCAGUGACCACCUCCAGGUGGAUCCUAGUACUCCAGCACAGCAGAGGCCAAACAGACUGUCUUCACAUCCAGGUUUUUUAAAAUGAAACAAACUUAACUGAUUCUGCAGCACCUUGAAGGUAGUUGUCAAAUAAUUGAAUGGAUUCGGCUUUGCUGGCAGACUCAAAGUCUAGAAUUUGGGAGCACUAAAUUCUGACUUCCUGAACUAUUUGGCUCACACCAGCUUGAUGGCUCCACUUUUGGCAGUGACUUUCUUUAUGCAGUACAAACUAUCAUCUGCCAGAGGCAAAUCUUAAUACAACCCCAGGGAGCAACCCAGACAGCUGCAGUGCUAUGGAUGAACCGCCUACUUUCUCCUGGAUUAAAUGUCUGGUUCAGGGAAUGUUUCCUAGCUCACCAUGCCUGCACAAAGUUGGCUAUGUCACUGGUGCUUGACAAUUAAUUCCUUUUUAUAUUUAUGACCCUGUUUUUGUCAUGAGCACGUGUUUUUUCAGCAUCACCUCUCUGAGGCAGAGCCAAGUGGGAUGAAGAGAGAGUGAAACUGACUAGCUCCCUUUAGUCCCAAGUUCUUGAACCUUUAAGUUUUUGUCCCUAUUUUAUAUUCAGAGACUUAUUUACUCAUGCGUUUAAUUGUAAUAGUAUGUGCCUAUGUAAUAGGAAACAGUUUGGAGCCAUUUAGCACUGCGCAUUCCUUGGGCAAGAGAAUCCUAGGAAGUACACCUCGUUAAGGCAAUAAGGACUGCAGGGAUUCCAGGGCCCUGUUCCUGCUGGGACAACAAGAAGUCAGAUCCAGGCAUGCAGCAAGGAUGCCUUAGGAAAUGAUCGUAAGCUCACCUCUCUGGCAUUGGCUCUGACUUGUGAGGUAUCUUGAGUACGUGUAGAGUAUUCAUAAAAUGAGGUCAAAGGUCAGCAUUAUUGGUAUUUCCAUUUGGGACCUUUAUGCUAUUUUUCUCUAAACCAUGCUGGAAAAACUAGCAGAAAUGCAUAUGUAUAUUUAGUCCUAUGUGGGGGGAGAAGUGGAGGAAGUUCAGGGGUAUCAUUUUGAGAGAGAGAGAAAGGGUAGCUUCCUUGCUGUACAGUCAUGGGGGCAACUUCCAUUUCGCUAUAUUGGAGGAAGACUGCAAAGCUACUCUUAUAAAUAUGCCUUUGUAGUGUAAGAGCCAUACCAUCCUGAACAUGCCAUUAUCUGAUCUUGGAAGAUAAAUGUAUCCUCUUCUUCAUUUGGUUGCUCUAGCAAAAUAUGUGGUGUUGCUAUUUCUUUUGCUGCAUAAAGAUGCUAUAUAGGGACGGAUUGCUUUCUUACAAAACAUACUAUGUUUGUGGGGAGGACCACUGCUUCUAGAUCAUCCAUGCAGUAUAUAUUGCAAAUUUAUAUAGCAGUUGAUUCAAAAUUGUCCAAAUUACCCUUCAGCCUCCAAACACAUAAUUUUAAGGCUUUUUUCUGGCUCUUUUCUUCCUCUGCUAAUGUGAAACCUUGGAUGCAUCUUGAGGCAGCUCAUAACAGAGGGGAGAUGCACAUUUUGGUAACCAGUAUUAACCCGUUCUGUGUAUUAUUGCAGUGUAGCAUUUAAGAGUGUCUAGUAGUGGGACAUCUCCAGAAGCAGUAUAUGUGGGAUCCCUGAACACAUAUACAUCCAUAUACACAGUAGACUGGAAGAUCAGAAAAGUCAUUGCAAGUAAGGGUUCAUAUCUCAUUGCUCUCUCUGAGUGAAAAAUGGCACCUCCUUAAAUGUGCAAAUCUUCCUUUUGAGAAACACUUUGGACUUCCUUGAAUAACUUUUCUACUCCUUCUUCUACCUUUGCCAAAUGCGGUCGGUGGGCAUAUCUUUUAGUGUUUGGGUAAUAGGUUCCCUCUGGUCAGUAUUCUUCUAAUCUCUCAGGUGUGAUCUUCUUAAUAAGCAGAGACCUCUCUCAACCUGGAGUAUGUUGCUGCCCCAGCUGGCAUUUCCUGUAUUCUGAUUCAGGAAGGAUUGUGUUUGUCUGGACUUCCUGCUCAACAAUGUUCAGCUGUGCAAUAGAUAUGUAUAUUUAAAUCUUUCUGUUGGCCCGUUUUUUGAAUAUGGCUUAUUUGCCUCUAUCCUUUAACUGAAAAAAUUAGCUCUUCUGUGUCAACCUUGACACUGAAUCAUGACCUUAAAAAUCAUCACCAAAAUCACCAAACACAAGAGACUUUUUCUUAUGCUUUUGUUCCAAAAUGUCUUUGAAUUGAAAAACCAAUCUAGAAGUCAUAUAAACCAUUCAAUAAAAUAGUCUUGUACUGUAGCUGUGCUGUGGUUCAGGGCCUUUUUGAACUUUUUAAAAAUGAUAUCAGGAGUUGAUUACUGGUUCUCUGGAAAGGGUGUUACCUCUUCCAGAGUGUGGGUGAACAUGAUAAUAGAUUGUAACAGGUGAAAUGUAUAACUAAUAAUUUAUAUUAUAUGCAAACAAAAUGUAAAGACAUACACAUUGUGGCUGAAUCAGCACACUUUGUGAGAAGUAUAAGGAUCCUGUCCAAAACUUAGCAAAAGCAUUCUGUCCCCCUAUUACCCAUGUGGGUAUAUGUCUAGUUUCAUUCAGAUCAAUUUAAUCUUAGUCAGACUAGGAGAUCAGUGAAAUAGCAAACCAAGUGUCUGUCCCCCAAAGUGCCAAUUGUUGAUUAAUUUCUUAUCUGAUUCAGUAACGGGGAAAUUCAUUCACACUGAUAUUUUAAUAAGGUUGUGGGGAGUUAAACUCCUCUUUAGUUGCUUCUCCCCCACUUUAAACACAGAUACCUGAUUAAGAUGCAGUGGCCUCUGCAUGAACAGCAAGGAGCAGGCUGAACUAUGUGUUACUGACGUGAUCUGUCAUUAUUACUCUUCACGAAAAUGGACUCCAAUAAUUUCUGACCUGUUUGAUGAUGAAGUGGUUUUGGAAUGCCGAUGUGAGAUGGAUACAAAAUAGGCAGCUUCAUGUAUUGUUUUCAACCUUAUCUAGUAAUAUAAUUUUGGACUAGACUCAACUGAUUAAAUCUGAAACACUCUAA
Molecule: messenger RNA, 6514 nt
Organism: Rhineura floridana
Lineage: Eukaryota; Metazoa; Chordata; Lepidosauria; Squamata; Rhineuridae
Gene: KDM4A
Product: lysine demethylase 4A
Exons: 22
Coding region: 329-3496 (1055 amino acids)
Biological process (GO): chromatin remodeling
Cellular component (GO): nucleus
Molecular function (GO): histone H3K36 demethylase activity; histone H3K9 demethylase activity
Source: RefSeq, a predicted model, not a curated record